AUGGCUCAAACCUCUGGUAUCGUACCUGUUGAGAAGCUUCCCUUGGCCGCUAGGAAGAACAUUCGCGACGAGUUCGACGCAAAUAUUGGCAAUCUCAUCAACGCCGUCAGCGAUCUUCUUGGACAACCGUACAAACUUGAAGUUAACUUUCACCUCUUCUACGCAUAUGCUGUCGCUGCAGACAGCUCGUGGGUCAAGAGUAGCCCAGGAGUGGCUGCCUUCAACUAUUUCGAGAGCUUUCACACCUAUCUCAAGGAUUUUACAGAGGAAGGCACCUAUACGGAUGCUGUGGAGGCAUUCAAUGAACUCGUGACUGAGCGUCGUAUUUCUCUCCAGGCUGACCCGAGCGUAACCUACUCCGACUGCAGAGUCAGAGACGGUGCAUUCGAACUUACUUUUUCCUCUACCUCACCUGGAGUCAAUGUCAGCUAUGCAUGCCAGGAGAUGCCCAAACGAUUUGAUGAAGGUCUGUUUGCCAAAGACCCAGACGCGCUUCCAAUGAUCGCCAAGCGGAAUAUCCGGGAUGAAUUUGAGCGUAAAAAGGAAGGGCUACUUGCCCGAUUCAAAGAGGAGCUUCUUGGUGCCGAUGUCGGGCUCAUGGCCGACUAUACAGCCAUCUGGAAGACUCUUAUCAACUCUGAUGUCAACUUGGAGUAUUCCACACAAAACUUUGGCAGGGUCCUUUAUAGCUACUUCGACGGUCUCGCGAGCCAGAUGAAGUCUAAGCUUAACAAGGACGAUAUGAUGGUUGAAGGGUUCAUAGAGGCUGUUCCGACCUUACAGCUCUGUGUAGAAGUCGCACCUCAGGACUACAGUCUCAAGAACAGCUACCACGAGAUCGAGAUCAAGGAUGGUAAAUUUAUCAUCCGCACCACCCCAAGAUAUUUUGGCACAAACAGUGAUUCCGCCGCCCAGGAUAUCGUAGACCUCCUUUAA
Serendipita indica DSM 11827 is the source of this 936-nucleotide messenger RNA. The record is from the annotation of a GenBank genome assembly. NCBI's taxonomy places the organism in Eukaryota, Fungi, Basidiomycota, Agaricomycetes, Sebacinales, Serendipitaceae.